Molecule: messenger RNA, 9004 nt
Organism: Myxocyprinus asiaticus (Chinese sucker)
Lineage: Eukaryota; Metazoa; Chordata; Actinopteri; Cypriniformes; Catostomidae
Product: soluble calcium-activated nucleotidase 1-like
Exons: 10
Coding region: 169-1383 (404 amino acids)
Biological process (GO): proteoglycan biosynthetic process
Molecular function (GO): GDP phosphatase activity; calcium ion binding; UDP phosphatase activity
Source: RefSeq, a predicted model, not a curated record
GCCCCCGAAUGCGGAAGUGAACGGGACGCGCAGAGCAGCUUGAAUGGGUAUGUAGGAAUGAGAGUUUACAACAUCAAAGAGUGGCGAUUUGAACAUCAACAGAGCACGGACUCAUUUUUAGCCUUGUCUGCCGCCCAUCCGUAAGGUGUGGCUGCCACGCCCUCCUCCAUGCCUGUUUCUCCAGGCUAUGCACGUCUUAACCAAAAUGAGCCUAUGAACUCUCUGCGCAUCACUGUUGGAGGGCUCCCGAUGCUCGCUUCCAUGACUAACACGACGGACUCCCGCUUCCGCAUCAAAUGGAAAACCAUUGUGGUGGUCGUGUCAGCGCUUACCCUCGUCCUCUUCAUCUACAUGCAGUUUCUGCCCUUCCAUCCUCAACGAAACGGCAGAUAUGGCUUGAGGUUGAACCAUCCAGAGAUCCAAGCGGAGGACCACUACAAUGACACUUACCCCCUCAGUCCGCCAGAACACACAACCCAGGGCAUGCGCUACCGUAUUGGGGUCAUCGCUGACCUGGACACAAACUCGCGCAGUGAAAAGAAGCUGACAUGGUUCAGUUAUAUGCUGAAGGGUUAUCUUCUGGUGUCAGAGAGUGGAGAUACGGUGGCGGUUGAGUGGGACCAGGACCUGGUGGUCCUGGAAAGCCACCUGGCAGAGAAGGGUCGAGGCAUGGAGCUCUCUGAAUUAGUGGUCUUUAAUGGGAAACUGUACAGUGUGGAUGAUCGUACCGGCGUAGUAUAUAACAUAGAAGGACAGAAGGUAGUUCCCUGGGUCAUACUGCCAGAUGGUGAUGGCUCUGUUUCUAAAGGGUUUAAGGCAGAGUGGCUUGCUGUGAAGGACGAGCAUUUAUACGUGGGAGGUUUGGGGAAGGAGUGGACCACCACCACAGGAGAGGUGCUCAAUGAAAAUCCAGAGUGGGUGAAAGUGGUGGGUUUCCAUGGAGAUGUGCAGCACAUGAACUGGGUGCCUAAAUACAACUCUCUCCGCAGCGCCGCGGGUAUCAGUCCUCCCGGGUACCUCAUACAUGAGUCGGCAGCUUGGAGCGACACACUGCAACGUUGGUUCUUCCUGCCACGGCGUGCUAGCAGCGAGCGGUACGAUGAGACCGCGGAUGAGCGGCGGGGCAUCAAUAUAAUGCUCAGCUGCUCUCCAGACUUCCAGGACAUCAAAGCGAGAGAGGUGGGACCUCUGAACCCUACCCAUGGCUUUUCCUCCUUCAAGUUUGUCCCAAACACAGACGACCAGAUUAUUGUUGCCCUCAAAUCUGAGGAGGAUGCUGGGAAAAUUGCCACUUACAUUGUGGUUUUCACCCUGGAUGGGCGAAUUCUACUUCCUGAAACUAAGAUUGGAGACGUAAAGUAUGAGGGACUUGAGUUCAUUUAGUGCUAGAGACAUAUACGUGCCAAGAACUGGUUAAUGCCCUUUUUCUAGAUGAUUUACAUCUAGAUGUGGACAAUGAGGUGUCUCUAUGUUGAAAUAGAUGAAGAAUUGACAUUUCUCUCAUUGAUUCUCAUAAUGCCAACUGGCUGUUGGCAGCCAUUGCCUAAAGUUGGGUUCUGGUUAGUUAGACUAAAUGAUUUAGGAUUGUCAUGCUUUAAUUUGUAUAUGAGACUUGUCAGUGCCUUAAUCAAAAGCACAAUUUGUAUUUUAUUUUUUUUAUAUAUAUAUAAUUGUUAUUUUUUAUUAUUGCCAUUCUCAACAAAGACCUUUGCUACAACAGCAAGUGGUCUCAUGCCAGUACUUUACUUGUCACGAAUGUAACAGAAUGAAGUGCUAUACAAUAGAAAACACAACAUAAUUUUCAUACAUAUUUUGUAAACAUCACUGAGGUUGCCAUGUGUUUUUGCUGAAUGUCAUAUUUCUCAUAAUGUGUGUUUUUGUUUUUCUUUUGAUCUAAAUGAAGUAAAAAGAUCAGAUACAAUAAUAAAUAAAUAUAUAUAUAUAUAUAUAUAUAUAUAUAUAUAUAUAUAUGAAAUAUAAAAAAUCUGAAUUGUCUCAAAAUUAUGAAUGAUUAUUUUCCAUUGAUGCAUCAUUGUUUUUUUUUUUUUAUUAUUGUUUUUUUUUUUUAUGUUUUCUGAAAAUGUGUGCUUGACUAUUUUUAAGAAUCAUAUUGAUGUACCUGAAGUUUUUUUUAUCAGUCUGUAUUUGUCAUGGUUUUAGGGAUUUUAUAAAAAAAUAAAAAAGCACAUUCAAAGUGAACCAACACGAAAUGCUGCAUACAACAUAUCAGUGGAAAUGUAGACAGAACUCACAUUCAUUCAUAAUUACUGUUAACAAAUAUUGCAAGCUGAUGUAUUUGGAGGUCACGAAGAGUAUGCUUCUGUUCUGAUUUUUUAUUUUAAAAUAAUGAAUAACUGUUGAUUAAGGAUCAUUUUAAAACAUAUGGGUAAUAAAAAAAACAAUACUUCAUUUUAUAGUUAUGUUACUGCCAGGGCCUUAACCAGGUGUCAGGAACUGGUUGGUUAUUGUCUUCCCCCUUAGCUUAAAUACCUGAACUACACUAUGUGGUGCCAAAAAGCAUGUUUCCCAUGGCAUUUCAAAAAUUACACUUUGUAAAUUACACUUUGGCGGUGAUAAAAUAGGCAAAGUCCAAAGUAUUAACCCUGAAGAACUUACAAUGACUCUAUAGCAUGAACCUGCGUUUUGGCAAUUCACCAAAAUUCACCAAUUCACCUCGUUUGGAAGGAGGUCACAAUUGUCGGCCGCAUACGUCAUCGAGGCUGUCUCGUUUCAGAAAAGCGAGUAGGACACUUCGAAUGCAGCCUUUGAAUGCGACCUUCUUUCGCGGGAAUUCGGAGGAUGCAUGAGGUGUAUCCUUCAUGAGCACUCACAACCCACAAUUCUUUGCUUCAACGGAAAUGUCUAAAAAGAAAAUGACGCCAAUUUGCCCGUAAAUAUGAUGUUCAAACGCAAGUAAUGGCUGUGUCUCGUUUCGAAGGCUGCGUGCUAGGUAGGAUGCGUCCUUUGAAGGCUGCAGUAUACCGAGCGUCCUCCUUUCAACAAAUCUCAUUUAAACGAGACGGCCUUCAUAGAACAAACGGAAACGGAACGUAUCAUGGUUGCUAUGACAGCACGCCACUCUUAAACAAGUGCGAGCGCUUUGAGUGAGAAGGGAACAAAGUCCCUAUAGAAGGGAAUGUAUGAGGUACAUUUUAGGAGAGUUAUAAUGAUGUAAAGAGAAAAGAAAAUAGAUUUUACAGGUGUAUUUUUAGUCUAAUACUUUAUUUUAAUUAUAUAUUAAAAAUUAUACAUAUUAUAUACUCUGCGCCCAUCCAUUGAGGUACUUCAACUUGGGAAUUAUCAUUACUCGCGUUUGAACAUCAUAUUUACGGGCAAAUUGGCGUUGUUAUUUUUUUUUUUUUACACAUGUCCAUUGAAGCAAAGAAUUGUGGGUUGUGAGUGCCCACGAAGGAUACACCUCAUGCAUCCUCUGAAUUCCCGUGAAGGAAGGUCGCAUUUGAAGUGUCCUACUCGCUUUUAUGAAACGAGACGUAUGCGGCCGAGAAAUACGACCUCAGGAGGACGCAACCUUCCAAAUGAGACACAGCCAAAGUUAAUUCCCAAGUUGAAGUACAGAUCAGGGAAAGGAAGGAUUGUUAAUGCUGCAUUAAUCAUCACAUAUGUUGUUGUUAAUGCAAAUAUAAUUUUUCCAUAGUGAAAAGUCUAAUUUAAUUUCUUUGUUUUUCAUGGUAUAGAUUCAUAAAUGUAAAUAAUCAAAAUGUAAAAAUACACUAAAAUGUUCAUUAAAAAAUUAUAAGUUGAAAUAUAAAUUUUUAUUUUAUUGUACUUUCUGUCUUUUACACCUCAUUAUUAAAUAUUUAAUUAAUUACUUUUUGUAUUAUAAUGAGUGAAUUUUGUACUUUCAGUUAAACAGAGAUGUAUGCAAAAUUUUGGGGAUUAAAAGGAGCUUGUGUGCGCCUUAUCAUCAAACCAAUGGAUUGGUGGAGAAAAUGAAUGGGACAAUACAGAGGGCCCUGGGAAAACUGGUCAAUAGUAAAUCAAACACGUGGGACCAGUAUUUGGAUGCGGUGAUGUUUGGAAUCCGGCCCAAGAAACAGUCUCCAUCAACCAAACACUCUCCGUUUUUCCUAAUGUUUGGCAGAGAAACACUACCCUUCAGAAAACCCAGAGCACUACCAGGUUGACAGUGCAAUAAAGGAAGUGGUUGCAGAAGAGGAGGUCUUUCCUGGGAUAAAACGGCAUGAACAAAUUCUCCAGGUUUUAUGGAAACAAAAUCAGGAUGCAGUAGGAAAAAAAAAAGAAAGGACUGAAAAAAUGCAGGGUACAUUGUACAACACUGGUGAUCUUGUAUGGAGACAAAACGUUCGAUCACAGCAACAUAAAGGGAGAAAGCUUGAUCCUGACUACCUUGGUCCUUUUACAGUGACCCGAGUUGAGGGGAAAUCUGUUGACCUUGUGGAUAGCUGUGGCGAGGUUCUCCCCAAAGUCAGCAUAGACCAUCUAAAGCCAUAUAUAGAGGAGAUGCCAAGAAUCCCUCAUAAAAUAAAGGCAAAGAGAAAAGGCCUAAUACAAGACAGUCCCCUGCACAUUCAAAAUCUAACCACCUCUGGAGAUGAUAGCCCCCCAGUAGAAGACAUCACCACCUCCACCGCCACCACCACUGCCUCCACCACCACCACCACUGCCUCCACCGCCACCACCACCGCCUCCAACGCCACCACCACCGCCUCCAACGCCACCACCACCACUGUCUCCACCACCACCACCACUGUCUCCACCACCACCACCAUUGCCUCCAACACUACCAAUGUCUCCACCACCACCACUGCCUCCAACACCACCACCACUGCCUCCAACGCCACCACUGCCUCGAACACCACCACUGUCUCCACUGCCACCACUGCCUCCAAUACCACCACCACUGUCUCCACUGCCACCAAUGCCUCCAACACCACCACUGCCACCACCACUGUCUCCAACGCCACCACCACUGCCUCCACCACAACACAUGAUACAGUUGAAAGUUACAUAAGAGACGCUUGGGAUGGGAAGUGUCCUCACGUGCUUCUCUCAAGAAUAGGACCGUAUAAACUUUUUUUGUGGGACAUAGCAAGAACUGCCCCCAAUCAAGAGCUGGAGAGUGACGUAAGAAUGGCCCUGUAAAGAGUAAAAGGCAUAGUUUAACAGCACUUUCUAUCUGAUUUGAUCUGAGAAUUUUGUAGCUUAUUGUCAAGUUAAAAUUGAACCCAGUUAUUAUAGAUAGUAACAACCACAUCAUUUUGUUUACCUGACAAUACAGUUUUAACAUUUCAGCAUAUACAUGUUAUCUUUGCAUGACAUGUACUUUUUAUUCCAAGGUUGUGAAUUAAUAUUUAUUCAUUCUCAUGAGAAGAUACAACAAGACCCAUCAGGAGCAGGCCCUGUUUGUAGAUUCAUUUGAAAUGUCUGAAAUCUGGAAAAUGAAAAGACCAAAUUGAAGGUAAGAAAACAGAUGUGUAUGCUUGCAUGUAGUUGUAAUAAAGCCAACAACUAAUAAUACUAUAAUAUUGUGAGUGCAGUAGAUUAUGUACAGUUUGUUUCAGAUUGAUCCUAUAAGGUUUAACCUUAUUUUGGGUAUUGUGAAUGAACACCAUCACUGGAUGCUGGAUGGUGAGACUUGAAAAACAAAGAACUGAUAUAUUAUCAACACAUUUUAGCAUAAAGAUGAUGAUGGACCAAGAGUUGUAAUGUGACAGUUUGGCGUGUGUUGGGGUUUUAAAAUUUCAGAUGAUUUUCCCGAAACAGCAGAGGACGAUCAUGCUGGAUCCUUUGAAAGCAACUCCUCGGAAGCUGACAAGAUGCCUUGAGUCCACAAGGACAUUCAUGAAGAGCAGGGGUUUUGCAGUUGAAAAGUGGACCUGUGAGACUCUUCCUCACCCAGUGCAAUAGGAUGCUACAUCAUGCAGAGUAUUUUCCCUGAAAGUAUGUGUUAUGCUGUAGAUAGAAUGAUAGAUAGAUUUUUCAGUAAAUGUUUUGCUGAGAAACAGUUAUUUUGCCAGUAUUUCCUGAUUUUUUUACUAUCAAACAUUAUAUUGUUACUAUGGGCACAGACCUUUAUAUAAUGAGCGACAUAUUCCAAUACGUGUGUGUGUGUUUUAACUUAUUUAUAUUUUUUAUUCAGUUUGCUGAAAAUGUCCUCUGUAAUGAGACAGUUGAUUGCAUUCAAUUCCCUUUAAGUGAAGAAGACUUAGAAAAGUACAGGAAGGAGAUGGCACGCACAGUUCUUGAAGAGACAGGUUUUAUUCUUUGGUUUACUCUACAGAUUUGCUUAAUUUAGAUUAGAAAAUGCUAAUAAAUUGGAACAUUCACAUUUUCCCUCACUUAUUGUUAUCAGUAUAUUUAAUAAUUAUAGGUAACACAUACCACAUAUGUCUUUCAACAUAUGUCUGAGUGUUACAUUAAACUCUGUUAUUUAUAAAUAAAACAGGAUAUCUAAAUUAUGCAUUUUAUAAAAUUUUUGUGUAACUACUUAAAUGUACGUGUUAUGGGAAAUAUUUUCCUGGUAUGGCCUUCUAUGGCUGUGUUUCUUCUAGAUGAUCUUUCAGAGAUGUGUCACUACUAUGGCUUGCAAGAUGGGAUAAAGCCUAAAAGAAAGAGAUGUUGCUCCACAAUCAACUGGUGUGAAUCAUGGGGGAGAGUUCAUGAUUACAUCAUGACUACAUCUAUAUGCCUGUGAUCUCACACUGGAUCCAAACACAGUAAACGCUCAUUAGAAAGGUGACACGUGUUGAAGAGCAUCAGUCAUAUCCUGAUCAUCCAUAGAGAUUUGUUGUGUAUCCUGAGGUUAUGUGUAGAGAGAGUCUGUCUGGAUGCUGUUACUGGGAGUUUGAAUGCAGUGGACGUGAUGUUUAUAUUAGUGAUUGGCCGAUAUAUCGGCCAAGGCCGAUAUUCAGAUUUUUUUAAUUAUUGCAUCGGCCAGUACAUUUUCCCGUUUGGCCGAUUUGUUUCUUGAGGACUCUGAGAAUCAGCUGCUUGCAUGUGAAGAGACUGAGACACGUAAACGACCAGUCACGGUUCGUUUUGUUGUUACGUGCAUCGUGUACCUACAAUAACAGACUGGUGUGCAACACAGCGUCAUUUAAACGGUCCACAUAUCAGAGCUACGACAGACACGUUUGAGCUCAUAAUGUGAAAGCGCUCGCAUGUUUCAUUCUCCCUCUCUCUCCUCAACAGUUCCUUGUCACUUUUAACUGUCUUGUCUAAUGAUAAAAAGGCAAAUAUCAAUAAAGCUAAUAUCAUAUACUAUCUGCAAAUAUGCACAUAUCUAGUUUAAACAGAGGUAAUAAACCAACCUCACACAACUUCAACAGAUUCAGCAUCCUGUGGAGCCCUCACUUAUUUACCUUUAAAGAACAUAUUCUAUCAGCCUCUCCUCAGCAGUUCCCUGUCACUUUUAACUUUCUUUUCUAAUGAUAAAAGGCAAAUAUCAAUAAAACUUCUAUUAUAUACCGUCUGCAAAUAUGCAGAUAUCUCGUUUAAAAAGAUGUAUUUUUUGAGAAAAUGCGAUUGCUAACGUGGACAUGCCAUCCACGGUUGUGUGUACUGUUAUUUCCUUCUUCCUAAUAUAUUAACUAUUUCUUCAUGUGCGAAUAAAUUACUCAAAUUUGAUGACUAAACAGAAAUCAGAAGAAACUGCUAUCUACCAUUUAAAAUACAAUAUUAUUUAGAUUCUUUUUUUACAAAGUUAAAGUGUUCUGUGAAAUUGAGUAAAUAUAUUGCUAAAUAAGAAUUUUAGCAAUUUUAUGUUUGUUAUUUACUAUAUUAAAUUGUGUGAUAUAUCGGCAUCAGCCAUUAAAAAACCCAUAUCGGUCGAUCACUAGUUUAUAUAUCAGUGACAUAUAAAGAAAUCAACAGGAAAGGAGGGAGUGAUGACUGUUGGUUUGGAUAAAGUGAAAAGUUCUGGAGUCUGAUCUGCUCUAAUAACAAUUUCACUGUCAGACACAAUGAUAAAGAAACUGUCAUAUCUACUCGUUCACGAGGCUCAAAUAGAGUAGGAGUGUAUCUGGACUGUCCAGCCGGCAUUCUGUCCUUCUACAGCGUCUCUAACACACACACUUACAGUACACACAUUCACUGUGUAAUCUAAUCUGGGAUGUAUGUGCGUAUAUAAUUCACACAAAAUCAAAAUCUUGUCUUUUUCUCUCUCUCUAUUAAAUUCAAAUGUGCAUGACUGUGUAGAAGCACAAUGUCAAAGUAUUCAGAAGUACACACAUGUAGUACACACUAAAAACACAGUAAAUUGACACUUUCAGUCAUGCUGUAGUGUGUGUUAAUGCAGGUCACACUCAGAUAAUGACAGAAGAACACACUGUAAAUGACUCAUAUUGAACUGAGGUGUUGUGUGUGUGUUUCUAAUGACCUCAUAUUGACUGCAGUGAGUGAGGAAGUGAAGUCCAUCCUCUUGACUCUUCAGUGCGGUUUCUGUCCUCUAGUGUGAGUGUAUAAAUAAAUCAGAAUCAUUUCCUCCUAUUUCAUUCGGAAUCUGUUUUAGGAAGAGUUCGUUAUGACAGACCGAAUCAAAGACAGCCUUGAUGUCACAGCCUUUUUAUAAAAAUAUUCGACCUUAUUUUGUCUGGACAUGUUUGUGUACAAGUGUGUGUAGAUAUGAUCUGUUGUUCUUUUUUUAAUUCAAUUCAUCAGUUGUGUAAAGUCUUGUGUUCUUGGAGAAAUUAUCGUAAUUUGUAAUUUAUGAUGUAAUUGUUGAGGUUAAAUUUGUCACCUUGUUUGAAAUGUGUGUGUAGUCCAAAUAGUGUAGUGCACUGUGCUGCUGUCUAGAGAGGAACAGAAUGAAAAUGAGCACAUAGAAUCGCACUUUGUUCUGCCGUUAACUAUAUAGAGACUGCAGGACUUGCUUUCCAUUCAUGUUUGUCAUGUUGUCAUUAUUCAAGCAAAACUAUAUUCCGUGUAAUAUGUCUGAGAGUCUCUAUGUAUUUCUGCUAUUUUUCCAUGUGUUUUUUGUACAAUUGCAUUAUUUGUAAUGUACAAUAAAAAAUGUUUUAUUAUU